Messenger RNA from Pisolithus orientalis, 834 nucleotides. RefSeq lists its product as uncharacterized. The transcript is spliced from 2 exons. The coding region runs from base 102 to 803 and encodes 233 amino acids. NCBI's taxonomy places the organism in Eukaryota, Fungi, Basidiomycota, Agaricomycetes, Boletales, Pisolithaceae. The record is from RefSeq and is a predicted model, not a curated record.
UCGUCCGAGCAGAUAAACAUCGACAGACAGGCGAGUGCAACUGAUGAUUGCUUCCAUUACAUAUUUCCACAUGCUAUCAUUUAGGAUGUCAUUUCUACUGAAUGUCUGGAACGCUGCCCAGGCCCGAGGUACAAUCUUCCUAUCAACGACGCAGACGAGGUACAAUACUGCUAAGUUUAAAAGGCCUCUGGACAACAGGUGUAACUUGCCAACUUCCCCUACAUCCGAACAUGGCAGAUGAACAGAAGGAACUCGCAACCAACGUAGCCGACCAUGGUCUUACUGGCCAGCUUCCCUCAUCAAACGAAACCACGGAGGGACUCGGAGUCACGCAAGACUGCUCUUGCUACAUCACGCUCCACAAUGGGACCGACCACGAGCUUGUGCUCGUCUACGCUCAAGAGAAACACGGUGAAUGGAAGACCCGCCCUGCGGAAACCGUGAGCCAGAAGAGCAAUAUCAAGUUUUGGCUCAAAGACUUAUUCCGUUCGUUCUCCAACUGGCAUCUCCAUGCUGAGCUGCUCACGUUUGUUAUUCCAGUUGGUCCUGGAGCAGAGGGUAUGGUGAAGUACCGAAUCGGAAGUACCGAGCACAAGGUGCAGAUGAACUUCAGCUGUCCUAUGUCUUCUCCCAACUCGGCGUCCUGGAGUCAAGGAGAACAUGAGAUUCCAGGCAUCUGGCUGCCCUGUCCGGAAUACAAUAAAUCAGAUGCGUUGCAUGGUAAGGGUGAUCCUAUUUCGAGUUCUUGUGAAAUGAUACUUAUUCACUGUGUAGCCGUGUUUGAAGUACAACCUGGGAAUUAAGGCGUCGGGGCGGGGAGACGUACUAGACCCC